AUGAACUUCGGCGACGUGUGGACGUGCGAGCAGGCGCAGGAAGUCGUGCCUCUGCUGCGGCUAGUUACCGACGCCGACCGUCAGGAACACCAUAGGAAGCGACGCUGCUUCCUCAUCGCUGAGGCGGACGAGCAAGCCAUGGCGGAGUGGCGCCAGCGCUACCCGCAGGACGUAGCUGACGAGAACGCCUUCUGGGCGGAGAGAAGGGCAAAGCGGCGCGCGGAACGGGCAGACAGGCGUUGGCGGAAGGCACUGGCGAGUCGGCGGAAGGCACUGGCGAUAUCGCACUGCGACCUGGGUCAGGCGUCAUUCUUUGACGACACCGAUCCUCGGUGGGAAGACACGUUUCUGUCGACGUCGGACGACACCAGCGAAAAGGACGACUCGAACGACUCGGAGUAG
Aegilops tauschii subsp. strangulata is the source of this 402-nucleotide messenger RNA. RefSeq lists its product as uncharacterized. NCBI's taxonomy places the organism in Eukaryota, Viridiplantae, Streptophyta, Magnoliopsida, Poales, Poaceae. The record is from RefSeq and is a predicted model, not a curated record.